Molecule: messenger RNA, 1979 nt
Organism: Diospyros lotus (date-plum)
Lineage: Eukaryota; Viridiplantae; Streptophyta; Magnoliopsida; Ericales; Ebenaceae
Product: autophagy-related protein 18c
Exons: 5
Coding region: 457-1704 (415 amino acids)
Biological process (GO): autophagy of mitochondrion; protein localization to phagophore assembly site; nucleophagy
Cellular component (GO): cytosol; phagophore assembly site membrane; extrinsic component of membrane
Molecular function (GO): phosphatidylinositol-3-phosphate binding; protein binding; phosphatidylinositol-3,5-bisphosphate binding
Source: RefSeq, a predicted model, not a curated record
CGUGUCCUCAUCUGGAGCUAAGAAAAAUUUUCUUCCCCCCUCUCUCUCUCUCUCUCUCUCUCUCUCUCUCCGUUUCGACUCGAUCUGCUUCUACCGCACAUCUCUCUCUCUCUCUCUCUCACGGCGCUGAUCUCAGCUCGAUGGUUCGAUCCUCUGCGAAGUGAAGCCGUCUCCCUCGCCGAUCGCCUCGGAAUCAGAGCGCGAGGGGAAGAAUCACGCUUUGGAAUCGAACUAAAUUCUGAUUAUAAUUCAGCGUCCCUGUCUGACUAUAGUGUUCACAAUUUCAAACUCUUUUCCUGAAUCGAAACAGUUGACGAUACUGUUUCUUUUUAGUGUAGGGAAACAGCUAGCUAUCGACGGUUUCGAUCGAGCUGAAUCGUGCUUGGAACGGGGAAUUUGAGGAAUUAGGGGAUUUGGCCAUUCGGAAGUCUUAGUGUCUGAUUGCUUCACGUUCUCAUGACUAUUCCAUCGUCCCCCACAAGUUCGUCUGUCUCAACAUCUCAGGGAAUACUUCCGCCUUCGAGGCUAGUUACCUGUGAAUCUAGGGUUUCUGGUCCUUUUAGCCAGAUAGAACCAGAUUUCAAAGACAAUGAUGAGACAGAAUUGCUCUGUGUAACAUGGAAUCAGGACUAUGGUUGCUUUGCUGCUGGCACAAGUCGUGGUUUUCGUAUUUACAAUUGUGAUCCUCUCAAGGAAACUUUCAGGCGGGAUUUUAAAAGUGGAGGAUUUGGAAUUGUAGAGAUGCUAUACAGGUCCAAUAUUCUGGCACUUGUUGGUGGUAAAGGCAAUACUCAGUACCCUCCUAGUAAAGUAGUGAUUUGGGAUGAUCAUCAGAGCAGGUGCAUUGGAGAAUUUUCAUUUAGGUCUGAGAUUCGAGCAGUGAAACUAAGACGGGAUUGCAUUGUUGUUGUUCUUGAGCACAAAAUAUAUGUUUACAAUUUUGUAGAUCUAAAGCUUCUUCACCAGAUAGAGACUCUGGCAAACCCCAAGGGACUUUGUUCCCUUUCACAUAACUUGAAUACAUCUGUUUUGGCUUGUCCUGGUCUUCGACGAGGGCAGGUUCGAAUUGAACACUUUGGCCUGAAUAUGACCAAGUUAAUAAGUGCUCAUGAUUCUCAAAUAGCAUGCUUGACCUUAACAAUGGAUGGACUUCUUCUUGCUACUGCCAGUACAAAGGGGACUUUGAUAAGAAUUUUCAAUACAAUGGAUGGGACUCGGUUACAGGAGGUACGCAGAGGUUUGGAUAGAGCAGAUAUAUUUAGCAUUGCCCUUUCCCCUAAUGUCCAAUGGAUGGCUGUAUCAAGUGACAAGGGUACCAUUCAUUUGUUCAGAUUGCGAGUUAGAGUGGUAGGGGAGGAUUCACCAACUUCUUCUAGUGUUAGUCAAAGUGCAGCAAUGGCUCAUCAGAAUUCCUCAUCUUCCCUGGAUCCACUGAUCUCUCCAAGUAACAAUACCAAUCCUGGUUCAUCAUUGUCUUUUAUUAAAGGAGUGUUGCCUAAAUAUUUUAGCUCUGAAUGGUCAUUUGCACAGUUUCACUUACCAGAGUGCACUCAAUUCAUUACGGGGUUUGGAUCUCAGAACACUGUCAUUGUAGCUGGCAUGGAUGGAAGCUUUUACAGGUGCGGUAUUGAUACAGUGAAUGGAGGGGAGUUGUCGCAGCAGGAAUAUGUCCGCUUUCUCAAGACAGACAGCCGGCCAAAAUAAGUACAUUGAAACCUGCAUAUAUAUAUGCCUAUAAAUAUCUUACAUAAUAAUUCUGGAACCCUCCCCCCCCCCCCCCCAAAAAAAAAAAAAACUGGAUAAACUGAAGGGAGGUCCUAUUUAAGUUUGCCAAUGUGGAUGGUUUUCUAAUUCCCUUGAUAUAUGUAUAUAUAUUAUAUAAUUUAUAUUAGAAAUCUUGAGAGAGAGAGUACUGUAGGACUAUUUUUGUAAUUUGUGGCAUAAAUGAGCAACAAAUUGGGUACUUAAAUGUUCUGAAA